Molecule: messenger RNA, 795 nt
Organism: Aspergillus japonicus CBS 114.51
Lineage: Eukaryota; Fungi; Ascomycota; Eurotiomycetes; Eurotiales; Aspergillaceae
Product: class I SAM-dependent methyltransferase
Exons: 4
Coding region: 28-795 (255 amino acids)
Source: RefSeq, a predicted model, not a curated record
CGAAUCUCCCACACAAGCUAGUUUACAAUGGGGUUCGACCUGAAAAUCCGCCUUCGCAGCUAUUUUGAUAAGUAUAACCCACUGAUCGGUGCCUUUAAGUCCAUAUGGACGGUCUACAGAUCCACCGACCAUGAACCGGGGAUCUCAGUCCAGCGCCGCGCGUUCGCGCAGUGGUUCACGGAAGUUGCACCGCACUUCAUCGCUUUCGAGGACACAACCUCCCUGCCCGCGCUCGCGGCCGCCGCCCACGGCACCGUCCUCGAGCUCGGCCCCGGAUCAGGCAACCAGCUGCACCGGUACAAGACCGACCAGAUCACCACUAUCUACGGCGUGGAGCCCAACGCGGCGUUCCGCGAUGCGCUGACCACCCGGAUCGAGGCGCUGCAGCUGGACGCCCUGUACGUGCCGGUGUUCUACGAUGUCAUGGACACCACGGCCCUCGAGAGGCACGGGCUCGUCACGGAGAGCGUCGACUGCGUGACUAGCUUCGGGGUGCUGUGCUCCGUCGAGCACCCGGAGGAGGUGGUCGCCCAGCUCUGGCGGUUGCUGAAGCCCGGCGGCGAGUUGGUCGUCUGGGAGCACGGGGCGAGUGAGGACUGGGUUACCUGGGCCGUGCAGAAGGUCUGGAAUCUGGUGUGGCCCGUGGCGUUGGAUGGGUGUCGGUUGGAUCGCCCGAUAGCCGAUAUCCUCUUCAAGUCGGCGGAUUGGGAGGUUGUGGAGCUGCGGUCCGAGGGGGAGAAGUGGAGUAUGAUGCCUCGGGUCUCGGGGAUAUUGAGGAAGGUGCAGCGUGGAUGA